This is a messenger RNA of Ambispora gerdemannii, 921 nucleotides long. The record is from the annotation of a GenBank genome assembly. NCBI's taxonomy places the organism in Eukaryota, Fungi, Glomeromycota, Glomeromycetes, Archaeosporales, Ambisporaceae.
AUGGAAACUCAUAAAAUUAUUUACUUCGAAUAUGGCGGACGAAUGAAUUGCCAUUAUAACCCACAACAAGACAAUUUAACCCCCGAGGAGUUUAUUAAUAAGUUAAAAGUAUUUAGAAAAGGCGAUAAUAUAAGAGUAGAUUGGCAUAAUAGAUAUAUCGAUUUAACCUAUACGGGAGGCGAACAAGUAAUAAAGAUGUCCCCGAUUAUCAAGGAGACCAACCACCAAUUUAUCAGAAACCGCAAAACGGAAAUAAAUAAGACUAUGUUUGAUAUUCAAUGUGCGUUAAUAAUUGGCGUGGUUGCGUUAGCAUUAGUUGCCAUGUUUUUAGGAUAUAAGGCUAAGUUUGAUAAAAAAGGCGUAGAAUUAGAGAAAAAUGACCGAUUGCAUGAGGAGAAGCAUAAACAUAAUGAAAGUAGAAUAAAAGAAUUAGAAAAAAAGAACGGACACGAACAGAAACAAAUUGACGAACAAAGGGAGGAAAUUAACAACCUUAAAGACCAAAUGGCAACAGUUAAAGAUUUAAGUGAUAAAGUUGAGACAGGAAAGGAUAAGAUACUUAAUGACUUAAAUAAUUUAACUUUCCCCGAGGGAUAUGCAGAAGUUUAUAUUAAGUUCAGUGAUUUAUUGGAUGAGGAUAAAUAUUUAACCAAGAUUAUUAUUACUUCCCGCGGAACGGGCAAAAGCCAUAAUAUCAAAAACCUUGACGGAAAAUAUUGGAUAAAUAUUGUUUUGAGUAUUCUAAUAAAAAAAUAUCACGGAAAGAUUUUGAGGAAUGAGGAUGCCCGUGAGUUAUUGGAUAAAAACACCGAUAUUUUUAUGGAUGAAGCGAUACCGAACCCCAAAGGUAAGGACAAAACCAAUUUAAAGUAUUUAGACGAUGAGGAUGUUUUGUUUGAUGAAUUAUAUGGUAGUGCUUGA